Messenger RNA from Amoebophrya sp. A25, 255 nucleotides. The record is from the annotation of a GenBank genome assembly. NCBI's taxonomy places the organism in Eukaryota, Dinophyceae, Syndiniales, Amoebophryaceae.
GCGCGUCGGUCAACAGUCAAUGUCCGAUGGUGUCCACCUGAGAACGAUCCUCUCUUCCAUCGCUCUGAACAUCUUCAGCAACGCUAUACUACAGCACAAGGAGUACAACGAGAAUGGAAUCAAGAGAACAUCUUCGGUAAAUGCGCACCCGGACGACCAAGGGGAGCAGCCGGAAGCGCUGCGCGAAGGUUCGUCCAGUUUUGAUGUCGGCUACGACGACCCUAGGACCUUCAUGCACCUGAAGGCGGACACGAG